Messenger RNA from Tupaia belangeri chinensis (Chinese tree shrew), 3525 nucleotides. It is a transcript of the gene CCDC85A, whose product is annotated as coiled-coil domain containing 85A. Lineage: Eukaryota; Metazoa; Chordata; Mammalia; Scandentia; Tupaiidae. The coding region runs from base 1 to 1770 and encodes 589 amino acids. The transcript is spliced from 8 exons. The record is from RefSeq and is a predicted model, not a curated record. Gene Ontology annotation, cellular component: nucleus. Gene Ontology annotation, biological process: negative regulation of DNA-templated transcription.
AUGGACUUGAGCAGAGUUGGGGCCAGCCUCGGCGACAGCGCGCGGGUGGCCGCCCGGCCCUGGGGGUGCGCAGGCGCGCGCGCGGGGAUGCCACCCGCCGCGGUGGAGGACCUGUCCAAAGUGUCGGACGAGGAGCUGCUGCAGUGGAGCAAGGAGGAGCUGAUCCGCAGCCUGCGGCGCGCCGAGGCGGAGAAGGUGAGCGCGAUGCUGGACCACAGCAACCUCAUCCGCGAGGUGAACCGCCGCCUGCAGCUGCACCUGGGCGAGAUCCGCGGGCUCAAGGAUAUCAACCAGAAACUCCAGGAGGACAACCAGGAACUGAGGGACCUCUGCUGCUUCCUGGACGAUGACCGGCAGAAAGGCAAGAGGGUGUCCCGGGAGUGGCAGAGACUGGGCCGCUACACCGCCGGGGUGAUGCACAAGGAAGUGGCCUUAUACCUGCAGAAGCUGAAGGAGCUGGAGAUGAAGCAGGAGGAGGUGGUGAAGGAGAACAUGGAGCUCAAGGAGCUCUGUGUGCUGCUGGAUGAGGAGAAGGGCGCGGGCUGUGCUGGCAGCCGCUGCUCUAUCGACAGCCAGGCCAGCCUGUGCCAGCUCACAGCCACCACUGCGCCCUACGUGCGGGACGUGGGCGACGGCAGCAGCACCUCCAGCACUGGCAGCACCGACAGCCCCGACCACCAUAAGCACCAUGCGAGCAGCGGCAGCCCUGAGCACCUGCAGAAGCCCCGGAGUGAGGGCAGCCCUGAGCAUGCCAAGCACAGGAGUGCCAGCCCUGAGCACCUACAAAAGCCCAGGGCCUCCGGGACCCCAGAUCACCCAAAAGCACUCAAAGGACCUAGCCCUGAGCACCAAAAACCCUUGUGCAAGGGCAGUCCUGAACAGCAAAGGCACCUGCACCCAGGGAGCAGCCCUGAAACACUGCCUAAGCACAUGCUGACUGGGAGCCCAGAACACUUCCAGAAGCACAGGCCAGGGGGCAGCCCCGAGCAUGCCAGGCACAGUGGAGGGAGCCCAGAGCAUCUUCAGAAACAUGCCCUUGGUGGGAGCCUGGAGCAUCUACCCAGAACCAGAGGCACCAGCCCUGAGCACCUCAAACAGCAUUAUGGGGGGAGCCCUGAUCACAAACACAUAGGAGGAGGUGGUGGAGGCGGGGGUGGCAGCGGCGGAGGCAGCAGGGAGGGCACCCUCAGACGGCAGGCGCAAGAAGACGCGUCCCCACAUCACCGGAAUGUCUACAGUGGCAUGAAUGAAUCAACCUUGUCCUAUGUUAGGCAGCUGGAGGCAAGAGUAAGACAGCUGGAGGAAGAAAACCGCAUGCUGCCCCAGGGCACCCAGAAUAGAAGGCAACCUCCAACUAGAAACAGCUCAAAUAUGGAGAAAGGCUGGGGGCCCAGAGCCCGGCGGGUCUUGCAGUGGUGGCAAGGGUGCCGAGGAAUAGGACGAUGCCUGCCCACUCUCCCGGGUUCUUUUAGGUUGUCAUCAGGGGCUGAUGGGAGUAACAGUUCACCCAACUCUCCAGCUAGCUUCAGUGGACAUAACACACCUUCUCAGCAGCCUGAACCUGUGGUACAUUCUCUUAAGGUCUUGGAUGUUCAGGAAACUAUAGAUCGUCAACAGGGUAAAGAGUAUGACCAUGACCUUAGUGAGACAGAAAAAGCUAUAGUCAGAGAAAUGUGCAAUGUUGUGUGGAGGAAACUUGGAGAUGCUGCAGGUUCGUGUCCUGGAAUUAGGCAACAUUUGUCAGGAAACCAGUACAAAGGACCAAUGUGAAAAGCCCUCUUCAUCAAACAUGAGAUCACCACUGCCAGCGAGGGAAAAAAGAAAAGAAGAACAAAAAGAAGAGAGUGGGUAACCACAAAUUGGACUCAUGGGAUAACAUGGAGUGGUUGUACAUUGCACAUAUCUCCCCUCUCAAACCUUUAGUACAACUUCCCCUGCAUCAAGCUGAUAUUCUGUGUCUCUCGCUAAUGUCCACAACAGUUAAUCUCAAGUAGAUAGCUUUGAAGAUCUUAAACAAGAUAGCUUUGAAAAUCACUGUUUUUGGUAGCAAUAUUUUCACUAGAACUAAAAUAUUUUUAAUUCCCUAGAUUUAGAUUGUAAUUGAGAAACCUGUGUGGUUGGAAGAGUCCAGUGGAGCCUAAGUGGUUUUGAUAGACUUGACUCAUUGCAUUUAAUGGUGGGAAUUUUCUACCAUGUAUUGAACAUAUAAAAAGGUGUUUUUCAACUUCCCAAGUUUGAGAGUUGGGUACCUGCCCUCUUAUACUUCAGUCACAAAAUAUUAAUUCCUGAUACAAACUUAAUUUGGAUAUAACUAAGAUUGGGUUUCUGGGGCUUUGUUUUGACUUUCAAGGUGCUAAAAAUACCACACAAAUUCUUAUCAGCUAGAAGAUAGCAGGACUUUGUAGCGUUCUUAUUAGAGGGUGCCAUUCAAUUCAUUGAUCAAAAUAAGUAUGCCUUUUCUUUUAAUCUAGAAGAGUUGCUCAUGAAAACACAUUUUAAGGGCAUACCAGCCUCCCUAUUCAUUCAGUGUAUCCAUUGAUGUUAAUAUUAACAAUUUCAACUGAAAAACAAACAUUUUUCUAAGUGUUUCAAGCUGUAACAGGUCAAUUUCUACAAUUUAGUUUCUAGACAUGCUGUAUAUUUAAUAAACUUUAUGUAAACUUUAAAAUAUUGCACUGCAUUUAUGAAAACUCUUUUUGCCUACUGCAGCUAUCUAACAUUUUAUGAAACUGACGCAUGUCCUUCAUUAUUGAGACUAAAAGCUCUUGUUCAGAUUGCUUGAGGUUUGAAAAAGAGGUGUGCUAGCUUUGCUUAGUUUCUUUCUUAUUUUUGGUAUAUAUAUAUAAAUAUAUAUACACACAUACAUACACAUAUAUAAUAUUAGAAUGUGUGUAUUGGAAAUGCUAUGAUAGGUAUUUUGUGUUUAUCAAAAUGCAAUGAUAGUUUCUUGUAUGAAUGUGCAAGAGGCCUGUGACAGAAUGCUACGUUUUUACUGUAGUUUACAAUUAUAAAAGUAGGAAUACAACAAUUCUUAGUUUUGAGAUAUCUCCUAAAUUACUGAGACUUGACUCAUAGCAGAUAUUCUCGGUUGAUGUUUUUAAAUAGGCUCAUUAUACAGUGCAUUUAAUUGUCAUUGGUGGGGUAUAUGAAGGAAUUUUGUUAUCCUUUAAAAAAUGUAGCUGUGUUGAUAAACCAGCCCUCUAUUUUCAGAAAAUACUUUUGAAUUAAUUUGUUGUAGAAUUCUUUCUCUGAUUAUUGUAAUUAGGUUACACUAGAUGCCUCUCUUUCUUUUAAAAUGUUACGUUGUAAAAUAUUAUUGCUCUGCAAAAGCAAAUUGCUUGCUAUAUUUACAUCUCUCAUAGAAAAGCUUUCAUCCUUAAAUUGUUGUAUUCCUACAUUCUGAAGACACUUAAAACAAGUUUUUGUUGCUGCAGCAGAGCCUGCAGAGCUAGUACAAGGGACACUGGUCUUUUGACAAAAUACUUGUGUAAAUUUUGAUACUGUAUUAAAACUAUUUUUUUAAAG